This is a messenger RNA of Magnolia sinica, 2125 nucleotides long. Its product is annotated as importin subunit alpha-9. Gene Ontology annotation, molecular function: nuclear import signal receptor activity; protein binding. The transcript is spliced from 11 exons. Gene Ontology annotation, cellular component: cytoplasm; nucleus. Gene Ontology annotation, biological process: NLS-bearing protein import into nucleus. The record is from RefSeq and is a predicted model, not a curated record. Bases 261 to 1817 code for a protein of 518 amino acids. Lineage: Eukaryota; Viridiplantae; Streptophyta; Magnoliopsida; Magnoliales; Magnoliaceae.
GGAAAAAAGAGGUGGAAAAUAAAAUAAAGAAAACGAGGGUGGAUCGAUCUUGACAUCAGUCAAUGACGGACCGCCCGUGAGUAGGCUUUAGCUGUGUGACUUUUACCAAUCGGUUGUCCGAAACACAAAUUUCUUCCCAUCCGUUCUUGAGUCCAGAAAGUUCCCUCCGAUCUUAUCCCAGCUGCUCAUUCAUUAUUAGUUUACUUAUUUCCUUCCUGGGGUUUAUCUCAAGCUUGGAUAGCUUCUUUUCAAGAUAAAAUAUGGCAGAUGAAGGGCUGGCUUCCCACAGGAGAGAUCCUAUCAAGUCUUCAGUUGGUGAUGUUGCAGCACAUAGGAGGCGGCAGCAUGCAGUUACAGUGGGAAAGGAAAGAAGAGAUGCGUUAGUGCGCACAAAGCGCCUAUGCAGAGAUGGAAUUGUUAAGAACAAUGAUGUUUCUUUAGAUAGAGAUAUGAUCAUUGAUGAAGAGCAAGCAACGUUGGAUGCUCAGACUUGUCAUGCUGUUGAGGAAUUAAAAUCUGCUGUUCUAUACCCGGGAAAAGGUUCUAUGCAGAGGAAGGUAGAGGUACUUCGUGAUUUGAGGCAUUUGUUGUCGAAGUCUGAGGUACCUCCUGUUGAAGCGGCCCUCAAAGCUGGGGCAAUUCCUGUUCUUGUGCAGUGUCUUUCAUUUGGAUCACCAGAUGAGCAGUUGCUUGAAGCAGCCUGGUGUCUGACUAACAUAGCAGCUGGAGAACCAGAGCAGACAAAGGCUCUAUUGCCUGCAUUACCUCUACUUGUGGCCCACCUUGGAGAGAAGAGCUCCGUGCUAGUUGCUGAGCAGUGUGCUUGGGCAUUGGGAAAUGUUGCUGGUGAAGGAGAGGAGCUGAGGAAUAUUUUACUUGCCCAAGGAGCCUUACCAUCUCUUGCAUGCAUGAUGCUGUCAAAUAAGGGUUCGACUGCAAGAACAGCUGCUUGGGCUUUGUCAAACCUAAUCAAGGGACCUGAUCCUAAAGCUGCAGCAGAACUCAUUAAAAUUGAUGGGGUAUUGGAUGCGAUUUUUCAGCAUUUGAGAAAAGAGGAUGAGGAGUUGGCCACUGAAGUAGCAUGGGUGGUUGUGUAUCUUUCAGCUCUUUCAAACACUGCUAUCGGAAUGCUUGUAAAAAGUGGUCUUGUUGAAUUACUUGCGGAGAGGCUAGCAGCAUCAAACAGUUUACAAUUGCUCAUUCCGGUGUUGCGAAGUUUGGGUAAUCUCAUAGCUGGGGAUAGUCACACAACUAAUGUUGUUCUUGUUCCUGGACAUGAUUUUACAGAUAAUGUCAUAUUGGCGCUAAUAAAAUGUUUGAAAAGUGAGCAUCGAGCCUUGAAAAAGGAGGCAGCCUGGGUCCUGUCUAACAUAGCUGCAGGUUCCAUUGCACACAAGAAACUGAUAUAUUCUAGUGAGGUCAUUCCUUUGUUAUUGCGUCUUCUUUCAAGGGCUCCAUUUGAUAUAAGAAAGGAAGUAGCGUAUGUGCUAGGAAACCUCUGUGUUGCUAAGACAGAAGGUGCUGGUCUGCCAAACGUGAUUCUGGAACAUUUGGUUUCACUUGUUGGUAGAGGAUGCCUUCAGGGGUUUGUAAAUUUGGUUCGCUCUCCUGAUAUUGAGGCUGCAAGGCUAGGACUGCAGUUCUUGGAACUGGUGAUGAGAGGGCUGCCCAACGGAGAGGGCCCCAAGCUUGUAGAGAGGGAGGACGGUAUUGAUGCCAUGGAAAGAUUCCAAUUCCACGAGAACAAAGACCUGAGAAACAUGGCAAACGGGUUGCUAGAUAAGUACUUUGGGGAGGACUAUGGGCUUGAUGAGUAGUCAUGAUGGCCUUCAGGCAGGUGGCCUUUUCCCAUUCCUCCCCUCCCUUCCCCUCCCCCCCCCCAUUUCAACUAGCGUCGGCAGUGUAUUUACGUGUAAACUGCCCUUACAAAUCUGCUGAAGCAUCCAAGUUCAAUCAAUGGAUGGAAAGCAACUGUUCAUUACUGUACCCUAAAUGUUGUUUCAUUUAGGAAUAUGGUACAAGAAAAGGGGCGGCAGACAACCACUCACUUUGAAGGUCAAAGUCAUGUUCAUGACCCAAAUGUAUGAAAAUUCUGAGUAGCAGAUGCAAAUAGGUUUCCUUUCAA